Molecule: messenger RNA, 528 nt
Organism: Hibiscus syriacus
Lineage: Eukaryota; Viridiplantae; Streptophyta; Magnoliopsida; Malvales; Malvaceae
Exons: 1
Coding region: 1-528 (175 amino acids)
Source: RefSeq, a predicted model, not a curated record
AUGAUCAACAUUUUGGCCUUGAGUCUUGUAGCGACUUCAUUGACAGCUGCUGGAAUAUGGUCGCCUUCCCCACAAAGGCAAGAUGUUAGACGGAAAGAAGGGCAUACAGUUGUAGUCGUUGAAUAUGAUAAAGGUGGCCAACGUGGCACCAAAGUCUCUAUCUCGUCACCUCCGCCGCCGCCACGGCAUCAACCGAAACCGGUGGAAUAUUUUAGCAAGGAGGCUCUCAAAGAAGCUGCCUCUGUGCUUCCCAACCUUGGCCAAGGCACUUCACCGGUAGGAAAAGCCGGCUUUGGUGGUCACAUACCCGGGGAACUUAUCUGUGAUGCUUUUGGAAAAUGUACUCAAACAUUCGCCUCUGUCUUCGACCUUGCCAAAGGCAAGGUUUCAGUGACCAUAAAUGAAGCUAAAGAUAAGGUGAAAGAAACAGCAGGCAAAUCAAAAGAGGCAUUAGCACAUAAGGGCCAAGCUCUUAAAGAAAGGGCAAAGGACACCAUGGGAACGGCGAAAGACACGGCUGAGACUUGA